UAUCACGAGCACCAUUAUGGUGGACCCCACGGUUUGCAUCCGACGCGAAGGGUGGUGGCGCUAAAAAGACCGGCGGUCACCGGCGGGGCUGGGUGGAAGUGGUGCUGAUGAUGGACGGUCGGAGGUGAUAUGCACCAGUCCAGCGCACUUCGACCUGCUAUUAUUGUUAUUUAGGCAACGAGAUGAGGGCGGUUCGUCGGCGGGCAUAAGAAAAUCCAUGGGGGCCCCGCGUUGUAGACCUUUGGACAGAGGGAGAGAGAGAGAUGCCCCUAGACGCGCAGCUCUCAGCCUGUAAAAAAAAGUUGAUUGUUUCAUCGUUCCGAGCUCUCUCUCUCUCUCUCUCUCACAGGGAGCUAGGUAGAGCUCUGAAUCUAACCCUUGCAGGCCCUCGGUGCGUUAGAUUCCCAGAGUCCACUUCCAUUUUCCACCUGCCAAGGUCCUGACAACAAUUUCCGUAAUUCACAACUACGUACCGCCAAGAAGAAGGAGAAGGAGAAGAAGAAGAAGAAGAAGAAGAGCGAGAGAGAGGGGGAGGGGGGGUUGACCGCGAGGAGGAGAGAAAUGCACCAGGAACGAGAUGCAUGAGGUUGUCUUGUUCCUGGCGGCCUCCCUUCCUUGAACCGGGCCUUCUCCUUUUUUGUCCAGGAAUUUUGAUGCACCCACCGUGCCGAGGAAGAUCUCGGAUACAGGGUGGCGAAGCAGGCUGCUGGUGCUGGAGAGAGGCGGAUAUGGGGCAUCCCUCCGGAGCUCUGCCUGGGCUUUAAUGGCGGGGGCGGAGGUGGAGAGGGGGAAGGAGGCGGAGGUGGAUGGCUCCGGCCGAUGGGGUACGGCUUUCCCGAGUUGGGCAUCCGCGGGUUCCACCCUCUGACAGAUGCAGGCGGUGCUGGCGCAGGCGUAGUUGGCGGAGCCGUGCCUCUUUACGAUCAGCAUAAUCAGCUCCACUUCCGAGACGUCCUCGUCGUCGGCUCGGCGACAUUCCACCACGCCAGCGCAGACUCUGUUGCUUCCUUGCAACCGCACGUUCCCGCGCUCCCUCUCCGCGACGACGAACAGCGCCGGUCCGUCAGUGGCGCUGGUGGAUGGGAGAUCAGGAAGCCGGAGGUGGGGUCGGAGGAGAUUGCUGCAGCGGAGGGUGGGCGGGCCAGGCAGGAAACCCUCGGCCGCGUGGGCGGCUGCACGUGCCAGGAUUGCGGGAACCAGGCGAAGAAGGAUUGCGCGUACAGGCGGUGCCGUACGUGCUGCAAGGCCCGGGGUUUCGACUGCGAGACGCACAUCAAGAGCACCUGGGUUCCCGCGUCCAAGCGCAAGGAGAGGCACUUGGUUGAAGCCGCCCUUGGUGCCGCAGCAGCUGCCGUUGGCUCCCCCAUCGCCGGUGAAGAGCAGCUGCAGGGGGUGGGGAAGGGUUCGAAGCGUGCCCGUGCGGGCACGCUGGCUCUAUCGCACAGUUCCGCCUCCGCCAAUAGCUCCGAUAUCAGUUCCGCUCAACAAGGCUUGGAUUUAAGCUUUAGAUCGGGUUUGCCUGGGCACGUUCGGGCUCAAGCAGUGUUCAAGUGUGUUCGAGUUACUCCCAUGGAUGAUGGGGAGGACGAGUUCGCAUAUCAGGCGGUUGUGAAGAUCGGUGGGCAUGUCUUCAAGGGUGUUCUAUACGACCAGGGUAGGGAAACGAGCGAACUGCAGCCCGAGUUUUCGGAGCUACAACUCAGUGGCCGGAGUGGGAAUGUAAAUUCUGCAUCAUUGGUUCUGGAACAUGUUAAUGCCUAUGAUGGCGCUUCAGGUAGUGGUUUCAUCGGUGGAGGUAAUAGCUAUGCUGCCGGAAAUGAGGUAAGCUAAUAAGUUUGUCAUCUGAUGUACCAGAUGUAAAGGUGAGAGGUGGCAAUUGUAACUUACAUAUUGAUUCGGAAUUUUUAGUGGUCUACAUCUUUCAUAUAUAACUUUUAUUCCUUCUUCUGGGUUCAUGUGUGUGGAUCACAAUUUGUAGUGGACGAAAUGUGAAUCCUGAUGGUCAUGCCUUGUAGUGCUUCUUGUAAUUGGUCUGGUUCGCUGUAAGAUAUUCCCAACUUGGAAAUCUUAUUCUAUUGGGGCUGGUAAAAACCAGCUUAGUAUUCA
Molecule: messenger RNA, 2106 nt
Organism: Nymphaea colorata (pocket water lily)
Lineage: Eukaryota; Viridiplantae; Streptophyta; Magnoliopsida; Nymphaeales; Nymphaeaceae
Product: protein LATERAL ROOT PRIMORDIUM 1-like
Exons: 2
Coding region: 820-1830 (336 amino acids)
Biological process (GO): positive regulation of DNA-templated transcription
Cellular component (GO): nucleus
Molecular function (GO): DNA binding; DNA-binding transcription factor activity
Source: RefSeq, a predicted model, not a curated record